ACAAGAGAAAAAUCGGUGGAUUGGCCGAUUGUGGAUUGCCGACGGAUCGAUUCAUUGAUUCGUUUUUUGACUCGAUUGUAUUAUAUUGCGUUGGGUCGCAUUGCUCGCACAAAACAAAACGCAACCAUGCCAUCCCCUUCGUCUGAAUCCAACCGGCGCAGGUCCAGCCACAUCGUCAAGGUCAAGGAAGAAGAUGGAAGCGAACGGAGCCUCCUAGCGGGAGUGCCCGAUCACACCCGGUGCGACAACACCCUGAUCACCUCCAAGUACACUAUUCUCAAUUUUCUCCCGAAAGUGAGUAUCUCACGCAAUGCUGCACAGCAUUUUUUGUUUGCUGUUUGUUGCGAUUUCAUUCGUUUGAUAUGACAUCGAGCCUGUUUGAUCAUGAACAAAGUGUUGUUUGGAAACACCCGGAAUACAAUCCUAUCGGAAUGGACUGCCUUAUCUCUUGAUCGGACGUCACAGAAAACUGCUGGGUGAUUUAUUUGAAACGUCUGUUACCGACGACGAAUAGAUGAACAAAGGGCAAUUGAAAGCAACGUGCUAAUGGGUUGAUCGACAGACGUGCCCUAUCGGAACUGUAUGAAUUGAAACGACAGAAGAUCGUCAAGUCGAUAGGAGUCAAACUGAACGAAGGGCGGGAACGAGAAAGAAACACGAGAUGACAUACCUUUGAUUAUUGGAUAGUCAGAAAGGACAACAUGGAUUCUCUUCUGUUUUGAUUUCAUGUUCAUUUUCUUUUGCUCGAAAAGAACCGAUGCCGCAAAACUAUCAGUKGGUUAUCAUCCACGCAUACGUCUUCAUCUCAUCACGCCUCAAGAAUAGCUGAGUAACAAGCGGUUUGUCGUUUUGUUUUGAUGUGGGAAACGUGAAGAGGGAUACGAAAGCACCACAAGAAACCAAUGUUCGCUACCGUAAUGGAUUCUUCGGCAAUGGUGAAUCGGGCCCAAACCAGUCAAAUCAAUAAGCAACAAAACAGACAAGCAACCACGCGGCCAGAUUCGAUCGCCGCCUCCAUUCUCUAUUUUUCAACACUAAUUGUCUCCUAUUUUUCUUUCUUGUAUUCCCCAUCGUUCUUGUACUAAAAAAACACAGAACAUCCGAAACCAGUUCCGUAGGUUCGCCAACAUGUACUUUCUGGUGGUGGGACUCGUUAUGUUUGUGGGAACUAGGUAUCCGCAGCUGUAUGCGUCCGCCUUUUCGCCGUACACCACGUGGGGACCCCUCAUGCUGUUUGUCUCGAUCAGUAUCGUAAUGGAGGGCAUUGCCGACAAGAAACGCCACGUGAGCGACCAUAAAACCAACACAGAUCGGUGCAUUGUCCUGGAGAACGAAACCGCCGACACGAAACCGGUGUCAGAAUCGGUCAGAGACGCUAUGAACCGAAGCAUGAUCAACGUGAGCAAGAAAAACAGGCAGGCAUCUGCUAGGGCGGAAAAUUCCGCAUUGGACGACAUCCCCUGGCCCAGCGUGGACAUUCCGGCCGUCGGGGGUAUGCACACGGAGGCCAUCUUUCGGCCGAUCCACCGCAAGGACAUCCGGCAAGGACACCUGGUGGUGGUUCGGAACCGGGAGAUGAUCCCCGCCGAUAUGGUUUUGGUGGCCUCCAGCGGCGACCGCGGAUGCGCUUACAUCGAGACGUCCUCAAUCGACGGUGAGACCAACCUCAAGCUGCGGGUAUCGGCCAAGCACAAGACGGACCCAAGUUAUUCGAAGCCUCUCGAGACAAUCAACGAGGCCGUCCAGCGGAUCGCGGGAUUCACGGCUGCGGGAUGCCAAUCUGGAGAAAGCAGCGAUCGCAUCGCUGAGUUGAUCACCGAGGCGCCCAACGCACACAUCAAUACCUUUGCGGGCGUUCUCAAGUUUCCGAGCUUGCUCACGACCAUUGACGAGGAGGACCCUGAAAACCCUCCGUUGGCCGGCGCCGGAUCUGUCAAGCGCGAGCUCCCAUUAGGGGCCGAACACCUCUUGCUACGCGGGGCCGUCCUGCGAAACACGGAGUGGGCCAUUGGGAUCACCUGCUUUACUGGAACGGAUACCAAGCUCAGUCAGAAUACCAUCGAGACGCCGUCGAAGAUGAGCCAGCUAGACCUGAUUACCAACAAGUGCGUGCUGGUCAUGAUCCUGGUGGAACUUAUCUGCAUUUCCUAUCUCAGCACAAUGGCGGUACUGGUCAACGAGAACCAAAUCGAUACACUCUGGUGCGUUCUCUAUGUGCCGUCGCUUAGUGCUCACAAUGUGUUCUGUGAUCUUUUUUGCUUUCAGGCGAAGAAAUAGUUGUUUUCUAUUACUUGGAAUGUUGUGUGCCACGCAUUUUGCUAGAUAAUCAACUAAUCUAUUUCUCCGUUCGAUUGAUGCUGCGUAUAUUUCCACAGGUAUGUCGGUCGCAAAGUCGAAAGCGAAACUAAUAACACAUGGCCUUAUCUUCCAGAUUUGCAGGCACCAGAUUGGGCAACCAAAGGUUAGUAGUAGAGUUUAGUUUUCUUGGAAGUCUUCGAAAUAAAGCCUUCAGGAUAUG
Molecule: messenger RNA, 2518 nt
Organism: Pseudo-nitzschia multistriata
Lineage: Eukaryota; Bacillariophyta; Bacillariophyceae; Bacillariales; Bacillariaceae
Source: the annotation of a GenBank genome assembly